UGGGGAGCGGAAGUCGGCGGGGUGUGAUGGCGGCGGAGCAUCGCCUGGCUGCUUCUGAGGGAAGAAGAGGGACGGCAGGAUAGAUGGUCCCUCCUGCGGACAAGGACUUGCUACCCGUAAAGGUGCACGACUUCAGUAAACUCUUCGAAUAUGUUCUGAGUUCCCGGGAAGGCCGCAGUUAAACAGCCCUUCGUUGUGCUGGUGAUGGAUGAGGAGAGUCUGGAGGAGGCCAUCCGGGCCUACACCGCCCAGCUGCAGCAGGUGGAGCUGGCGCUGGGGGCGGGCCUGGACCCCUCCCAGCACUCGGACUUGAUUCAGUUGCAGGAGGAUUUAAAGCAGCUGAUAGAGCUGACCGAGUCCAGCCUGGUGGCUGUGAAGAAGAGCAAACUGCUGGCUACUUUAGAUACAGAUGCCCCCUCCUCGGAGCAGGACACCAAGCCCAGCAGCUCUGCCCACGAUGAGGAGUAUGCUGCCUUUAGGGAGGCCAUUGCUGAGCUUGGAGCUGAGGAGGAGCCUUUAGCUGAGAACGAUGAGGCACCAUCCAAGGGAGAUGGAGAAACUGGUGACAAAGAUGAAUCAAAGCACAGUGAAGAGGAGGAGUCUGACAAAGAGGAGGAGGAGGAGGAACUGAGUGGGAUGAAGGUUAAAGCCCCCUACUACAGUUCUUGGGGGACCCUGGAGUACCACAAUGCCAUGAUUGUGGGGACAGAGGAGUUGGAAGAUGGCAGCCCAGGGGUCCGGGUGCUGUACCUCUACCCCACCCACAAGGCCCUGAAGCCCUGUCCCUUCUUCUUGGAUGACAAGUGCAGAUUUAAGGAGAACUGUCGGUUUUCCCAUGGCCAGGUGGUCUCCAUAGAGGAACUUCAGCCCUUCCAGGAGCCCGACCUGGGGGCUCUGGGGGUGGGUUCAUCCUGCCUGGCCAAGCACAGCGACGGGAUCUGGUACACGGCCCGGAUCGUGGACAUAGACAGUGGUUACUACACAGUGAAGUUUGAUUCCCUGCUCCUCAAGGAAGCAGUUGUGGAAGGGGACAGUGUCAUCCCCCCCCUGCGCAGGGAGGAGGGGGCUGAGUCUGAUCAGUCUGAUGAGGACAGUGUGGAUGACUCUGGUUAUGCCAAAGUGAUCGAUUCGGGAGGCGCGGGGAGCGGGGAGUGGGCUCCUGCCUGCAGCUCCUCCUUCGGGGGCUGGGAAGCCCACACCCGCGGCAUCGGCUCCAAGCUGCUCAUGCAGAUGGGAUACGAGUUUGGGAAAGGGCUAGGGAAGAAUUCUGAGGGCCGAGUGGAGCCGGUGCAGGCCGUGGUACUUCCUCGAGGGAAGUCCCUCGACCAGUGUGUGGAGGUGCUGCAGAAGAAGAGGCUGGGGAAGCUGGACCCAGGGAAGCCAGGGAAGUGCAGAGGGAAGGGAAGCGGCUCCGGGCAGCGCCCCGGGGGCAGCCACCGCCCCCGGCACAACGUGUUUGACUUCCUGAACGAGAAACUGCGAGGGAAGAGCUCUGGGGAGAAGGCUGGAGGGAUGGCCCUGCCCCAGAGGAGCAGCAAGGAGAUCUACCGUGCCAGCAAGAGCACCAAGAAGGCCCUGAGUGUCCGUCUCUUCCAGACCAUGGAGAAGAUCGAGCAGACGCAGAGGAAUAUCAGGGGGAUCCAGCAGGCCCUGGCACGCAACGUCGGGCGGCACAGCGUUGCUGCAGCUCAGCUGAAGGAGAAGCUGGCCAGUGCCCACCAACAGCUGGGGCAGCUGCAGGCCCAGGAGGCCUCUCUGCAGCGGGAGCAGAAGAAAGCAGAAACGCACAAGAAGAUGACCGAAUUCUAGUCUCUGAGAAGGACAUUUGAGUGCAGUGAUUGUCCUUCCAGCCAGCCCUGGUGCUCGUGGCCUCAGAGCCAGGGUGAGCCAUCCUGCUCCUCUGGGCUUUGGGCUGCCCAGCCUGAAAACUGGGCUGAGAAGCAGUAGCAGCUUCUAAAAUUCGGCACUUGGGGCAGAAGUGCUCGCCCACCAGCCCUGAAAGGCUUCACUGAGCCUGACCUGUGUGAGGACCAGCUACAAGAAACACAAUUCUCUGCUCUCUUGCACACUCCUUCCCUUGGCUGUCGCUGUGGCAGCACCUCCAUCCAGGCUGUGGCUGCUCAGGUGGUGAUACUGGUGGCAAGGAAGCAGCUGAGGAGGGGCUCAGGCAGCCCCACAUCCUGCCAGCAGCUGUGGCUUGUGCUUGCAGCCAACUGAGGAGCUGAAGGGGAGGCAGGGUCCCCAGCAUCUCCAGCAACACAGAGCAGCCUCAUACUGGGCCAGAGCAACCCAGGCCUCAGCUGCUCCUUGCCUCAUGGUGUGUGCCUUGGGGUUGUCUGAGAGCUCUGGUUUCCGGGGAGCAGGUUCCUGUGGCCCUUGUGUCAUGGAUAGAUGGAAAAGUGGCAGCUUGGAGGUGGGUGCUGGGGAUCUUGGGCAUCAGAUUUCACCCCUUUUGACUAAAGGAGUGUCCCUGGGACAUGCCAGAGCCCUACUCCCUGGCCUGGCACAGGAAGCUGGUGGCUCCUCAAUUGAGUGCCAGAGCUGGGGGGAUAAGGCAGCAGAGUAAUAGAUCUCAAACCUCCUGCCAACUCCACAGGGAAUCUCCUGAGUUUUGCCAUCAUUACUGAAGUUUCUCUGCCCGAGGUGGCUCACUCAACACAGCUCCUUUUAUUUAAAAACCCCAGGACCCAGAUCCAGGCCCAGGUUGUGCUCCAGAGGAGCACAGAGCUCAGGAGGAGCUUCAGGCUCUGCUGCCAGCAGGCCCAGCCAGCCCAGGGCCCUUCCCUGCAGCAUGGGCAGUUCCUGGGCAGGAGGGAUGUCUUCUCCCCUGGGUGGUGUUCUGUGUUGGCAGCAGCCAGUCCUUGCCCCAGAGGAGACAGUUGUUUCAUCAGUGUUUCUGGUGGGACUUGCGCAUUUUUUACCAAAAAAAAAAAAAAAAAAGGUUGGUGAUCUCAUGCCAGUGUGGUAAGGACACAUUUUCUUUUAAGAAAUUAGAUUCCUUUUAUUGUGUGAGUCAUUUUCAUAAUGAAAAGUUUUGCUCCUUUAGUACCACCUUUCUUAUCUGUUCGUAAGAAAACUUCCAAAGCUUCAGCCCGGGCAGGGUCAGGCUGCCAAACUAACCAGAAAGUCUAAGGCUGCAGGAGAUACCAUCAGAGCUGUUCAAGUCAUGUGGGACCUGGCAUGGCUGCAGACACACCCCAGAAACAGAGCAGCAGCAGAGAUGAACAAGAUAAACAUCUUCAGGAGACAUGGUGGUGACGGGUGACUUUCCUCCUGGAAAGCACUUGGAUGCUCUGGGGUGGGCACAGUGUUGGGAAGGUGGUGAGGGCUGCCCUGAGCACUUUGCAUCCAUCACUUCCUGACAAACUUGGCUGCACUGUCUUCAUUGUUCUGAAUGUGUGUUCUCCACUUACUGGGGCUUCACUGGAGGGUUUGACAAUGGUCACUCAGUGCUCUUCCCUCACAAGUGGCUUCUUGUUUCCCUCACUUGAGUGGUGACAAGGAUGAAUGUGCCCGACUUGCGGGUGCUCGCUGCCCGUGGCUGGGGAGCUGAGCUGGGCAGACAAAUUCCCUGGAUUUGUUUUGUGCUCUCACACUAUUUCACAUCAUCCUCUCUUGAAGAAUGGGGUGUAUCACCCUGUGUCUUGGCGAAGUCCUAUUUUGCCUUUCCCUUGCGGGUUUCCAGCUCUCACUUGCCAGGCUCCUGUUCCGAUGGCUCCACCCAAGACAGUUCACGUCCCCGGUGAAUAAAGGUGGUUUUAAUUUUUCCCCUC
Messenger RNA from Apus apus (common swift), 3773 nucleotides. It is a transcript of the gene ZGPAT, whose product is annotated as zinc finger CCCH-type and G-patch domain containing. The coding region runs from base 205 to 1809 and encodes 534 amino acids. Gene Ontology annotation, cellular component: nucleus. Gene Ontology annotation, biological process: regulation of transcription by RNA polymerase II; negative regulation of DNA-templated transcription. The record is from RefSeq and is a predicted model, not a curated record. NCBI's taxonomy places the organism in Eukaryota, Metazoa, Chordata, Aves, Apodiformes, Apodidae. Gene Ontology annotation, molecular function: RNA polymerase II cis-regulatory region sequence-specific DNA binding; DNA-binding transcription factor activity, RNA polymerase II-specific; metal ion binding. The transcript has 7 exons.